AUGAGCACGGACGCGGGCGAUAUUUACACGCCGUUCUACUACUGGGACGGCGUGGCUGGCGAGUGGGCCUUCGACUACGAGGGCUUCUACAAGAAGCAUGGGUAUCCGGAAUCGUCGACGGCGCAGCGGCAGCGCGCGGAGCCGACGAGUGCGGAGCUGUACCAGCAGCAGCUUCAGUCGUCUGUGUACGACUAUGUGCCGACGCGCGCGGGCCGCAGCACGCAGGUGAAGGUGGCCGGGCACCUGAAGAAGGGCGAGACGCGCGAGACGGUGCUGCGCCGCGCGGCGGGCAAGCUGUGGGAGGACCGCUCGCUCCUCGAGUGGGACCCGUCGCACAAGCGCCUCUUUGUGGGUGAUCUCGGCAACGAUGUGUACGACGAGCACCUCACGAAAGCCUUUCAGAAGUACCCGUCGUUCUCGCGCGCGCGCGUCGUGCGCAACAAGGCCGACGGCAAGAGCAAGGGCUACGGCUUCGUGGCGUUUGCGGACCCCGAGGACUUUCUGCGCGCGUGGAAGGAAAUGGACGGCAAGUACAUCGGCUCGCGCCCCUGCCGCCUGAAAAAGGCACAGGACAACAUCGCGCCAGUCGAAAUCGGCGCGCGCAAGGACAAGUUUCUCGCGGCCAAUGCCAAGUACACCGACUACCUCAACAAGGCACGGCGCGGCGGGACCGUGGGUCGGCACCUGCCGCGCGCGAGCGGCCUACCCAAACCGUAUGCGAAAAAGUAG
Messenger RNA from Malassezia sympodialis ATCC 42132, 729 nucleotides. RefSeq names its product RNA-binding motif protein 42. The record is from RefSeq and is a predicted model, not a curated record. Gene Ontology annotation, molecular function: mRNA binding. Lineage: Eukaryota; Fungi; Basidiomycota; Malasseziomycetes; Malasseziales; Malasseziaceae.